This is a messenger RNA of Dalotia coriaria, 1430 nucleotides long. RefSeq names its product delta4-sphingolipid-FADS-like protein ifc (gene ifc). The transcript has 4 exons. Gene Ontology annotation, molecular function: sphingolipid delta-4 desaturase activity. Bases 338 to 1300 code for a protein of 320 amino acids. Gene Ontology annotation, cellular component: membrane. Lineage: Eukaryota; Metazoa; Arthropoda; Insecta; Coleoptera; Staphylinidae. Gene Ontology annotation, biological process: ceramide biosynthetic process. The record is from RefSeq and is a predicted model, not a curated record.
CGUGAUUAUCUGACGUCUUGGUUAACCUGUAAAUAAAUUCGAAACGCCGAUAAGCGCCGAAUCAGUGGUUCUAAGCGGAAUUUUCCUGUGCUCAUCAUCGACACUUCUCGCCGCGAUGGUUUUCGAUUCACGGCACGUACGUCGCGUCCGCAUGUGAGCUUGUUUUCGUUUGCCAACCAACGAAAAACGCAUGAUUACGCUGGGCGUCGUCAUCGCGUACAGUGCCACUUCCUGCGUAUCGAGGAAGUCGCCGAAAUCGAACGCAUCUGUCGAAAUUGACGCGUGAGAAGUAAAUUUCAAGUGAAUCAGUGUCUUAAAUAUUCUAUUUUAUUAAAUCAUGGGGCAAAGAAACUCGCGGACUGAUUUUGAGUGGGUGUACACUGAAGAACCGCACGCUUCAAGGCGGAAAAUAAUUCUAGAAAAAUAUCCACAAAUCAAGAAACUCUUUGGUUAUGAUCCGAAUUUCAAGUGGGUGGUGACACUGAUGGUCUCCAUACAGAUGAUAAUGAUGUUUGUCAUCAAAGACCAGUCAUGGCCUGUGUUAUUACUAGCGGCUUACAUGCUUGGAGGAGUAAUUAAUCACUCAUUAAUGCUGGCAAUUCAUGAAAUCGCACACAAUUUGGCCUUUGGACAUGCACGACCCAUGGCAAAUCGAUGGUUUGGUUUCUUUGCUAACCUCCCAAUAGGUGUACCAGCAUCUAUAAGUUUCAAAAAGUACCACUUGGAGCAUCACAGAUAUCAAGGUGAUGAGAAACGCGACACAGACAUCCCCACCUAUCUGGAAGCGAAAUUAUUCUGUACGACAUUUGGUAAAUUCAUCUGGGUAUGCCUCCAGCCGUUUUUCUACGCGUUUCGACCUCUGAUUGUCUAUCCGAAACCCCCGAUGAUGUUGGAAUACCUCAAUGCGGUCAUACAAUUCACUUUCGAUGGUUUAGUCUGGUAUUAUCUGGGUGGUAAAGUGUUGUGUUACCUAUGUUUCGGGUCUGUGAUGGCGAUGGGUUUGCAUCCGGUCGCUGGACACUUCAUCUCGGAGCAUUACAUGUUCAAACAUGGUUAUGAAACGUACAGCUACUACGGCCCGUUGAAUUGGAUCACAUUCAAUGUGGGCUAUCAUAAUGAACACCAUGACUUUCCGGCGGUGCCCGGCAGUCGUCUGCCGGAAGUGAAGCGAAUCGCCGCGGAGUUUUACGAUAAUCUACCGCAUCAUGAUUCUUGGUCGGCGGUGCUGUAUGAUUUUAUUAUGGAUCCAGAGGUGGGACCAUAUGCGAGGAUUAAACGGAAAGCAAAGGGUUUAGAUUAAUGAAUUAAAUUCAAGAUGUAUUUUUGCACUUGUGUGAUGUUUUACAUAUAUUUACAAACAGACGUGUUGUUAUUUAAAUAUGAAUGUUGUGAAUCUCUCGAGUGAAAAACAAGAUACGAUUCAGGAAAAA